AUGAAUUGCAUGUACGGAGUGGUCUACCCCAGCCGAGCCAGGCACGCACCGCGCCUCAUCAUCGACGACACCACGCCCGACUGCAACCCGCAAGUCCCCUUCACUUCAACUGGAGAUGGCCCAGAGAUGGAUGGGUCAACUCCAAGCCUGAAAAGGCUGCAAGGCCUCUACCUGGCUGCCGCCUUCCUGCGACUUGUUUUGUUCUUCGCCUUUCCAGGUUUGCCAGAGCUGGUGGCCGGGCGCGUUGAGGUGUCGACUCCCGUCACCAGCUUCAAACGAUUACAAGAGGGCCUCUUCCUCUACAACCAUAAUGUUUCGCCCUACGAUGGCGGUGUCUACCACCAAGCGCCCUUGCUGCUGCCCGUCCUCUCCCUCCUGCCGAGCUUCGCGGCCUGGCCCGUUUUUACAUAUCUGCUGUACAUAGCAGUCGACCUUCUCAGCGCGACUUCUCUAAUAGCCAUUGCCGAUUCUGGCGAGGCUGGCCAGUCCUUGCGGUUCACCUCUCCGAGGAGGGACAAGAGGUGGAGUAGCUUCGUGGUCGCUGCGCUGUUUCUUUUCAACCCAUUCACUAUAGCAACUUGUAUCGGCAGACCCACGAGUGUCUUCACGACAUGCGCCAUCCUGCACGCCGUCGCAAAGGCGGCCACUGGUGCUCCGUACAGCGCAGCCAUUGCCAUGUCUUUCGCCGCCUACUUGUCCAUGUAUCCGGCCCUCUUGCUUCCGCCUUUGGCCCUCUUGGCUUAUGACCGAAGUCUCGGGCAAGCCAAAUCGCAACCUCUGGCUUUCACGGCCAAGUUCAUCGGCGUUGCGGCAGCCACCGUCUCGGCUCUGUUCCAGAUGUCAUAUUUCAUCACCGGAUCGUGGGAAUUCCUCUCAUCAACCUACGGCAUCCAACUCACACUUACCGAUCUAACACCAAACGUCGGGCUGUGGUGGUACUUCUUCAUCGAGAUGUUUGACUCCUUCCGGUCAUUCUUCUUGGCAGUCUUCUGGCUGCACUUGUCUUCCUAUGUGGGCGCUCUGAGCAUUCGCAUCCGUUCGCAGCCGCUGUUCGUGAUCACGCUGCUCCUGGGUAUUUUUGGGAUAUUCAAACCAUACCCAAGCAUCAGCGAUACAUCAGUCUUCCUCGCGAUGGUCCCUCUUUACAGGCACGUCUUCCCCUUGAUGCGGUAUACCUUCGUGGUUCCCUCGACAAUAUUGUACGCCACAUUUUUGGGACCGGCCUUCUACUACCUGUGGAUAUACGCAGGUAGCGGUAACGCCAACUUCUUCUAUGCUAUCACUUUGGUGUGGAGCUUGGGCCAGAGCUUGCUUGUCAGUGAUCUCACUUUCGCUGCGCUGCGGGAUGAGUGGGAAGUCGACAGACCAGAAAUGGUCGGCAAGGAAAUUAGACAGAUUUAGAAAGCCUCAACAUGGCGAUGAAUACCUGGACGAUUUACAUUUGCAUACCAGGUCUCCUGCUCGACCUGUCCAUCCACUGGCUGGGCACGUCCGGUGCGAGAAUACGAGAUUCAAUCGAGCAGGGGCUUCUUCGUCGCAAUGAUUACGGCAUCGUCGAACCUGGUGAACUUCCUUAUAUCCUUGAUUUGCAGCCCGGCUUGGUUCAGCAACCGCCGCAGAGAACUCUCACGCCUCUCUCGUGCGUCGAACAUUACCUUCAUCUUGAUACUUAACGCUGCCGUGUACUCGAUCCCGGGCGUCCCAGCCGCCGGCUUGUCGUCGGGCAGCACUUUGUCGUCGAUCCCCACGACACUGUCAGGCCCAAGAGCCGAGGUCUGAGACUUCUGGAUGCGAACGCACGCGUCAUCGUCGAAGUUGUGGAGAAUUUGGCGGAAGUAGUAGACACGAGCGCCUAAUCUGUCAGAGAUCCGAUAGGAUUGUCGCAACGGGGGGCCGGGUCGUUCAUGCCUACCUUUAAUGGGCUGUUCUGUAAAGAACUUGUACGGCAUCUUCUCCAUUUAUUCCACCCAGAGUUCCGUUUCAAGCACAUACGGUUGAUCCUGCAGGAUGACCCGGCCCUCGAGGCCAGGAAAGGCCCUCUUGAGCGCCACACACUGUGAUCCAUUGCCACCACCAACGUCUACGAACACAACGUCGUCAUGUCGUAGGUCCUGGGCGAACUCCGUCUCAAACGACACCACGUCCAGCAACGUCGGCAGGUGGUUUGACCCAGCCUGAAGGCGUUUGACCUGACAUCGCCCCCGUCCAGGGCGUGGUGGAGCGCGGAAAACCCGGGGAGGCAGUUAUCGUGGAAAUGGGUUGCGCCGUCGACGAAUGCCGGCACGAGCAGCGUGUGUGUCAGCCUGGUCGCGACAUACCGCCCCUUGGGCGCCUCCGCCGCCAUGCCUUGGGCACACGCAUAUUCCAUGAUGGACUCAAGGACGCCCGGCUGGAGCCCGCUCGCCGCGACCAGCGCGGCGAAGAUCUUGCGGUCCUGGCAUAUUCUCGUGACCACCAGGGGCAGUGGCUGUUUGUGGGGUGUCAGUUCGUGCCGCCGCGGAUGGGAUGGAGGUGGGACGGACGGAGUAUGCGAGCCCCUGCAGGGUCUCAAAUGGUGACUCCAGUUCAGAUGCAGCCUGGCGGCUGAGUUUCAGGAGCUCUUGUUUCAGGGCCUCGUUGGCUUGGAACGUAUCGGGGUGUUCUACGAAAAGCUUGAGUUGCUCUACAAGAUCUUGUGGUCUGCCAUUGCCCUUUACUAUUCUGCUGUUCGGGUGCCGGCUCUCUUCAAUGAUACUGGUGAGCUGGAAAUAGGGACCUAGGCAACGAGAUUCUUGGGUAUCGGGAAGAGGCGAGGCUGUAACAGAGAAGAGAAGAGACAAUUUGUAGGAGACAGUGACCACUUUAUGGUUGUUAUCAUGGCCAGAGGUUGUACCUAGCUAGCUGAAUUUAGUCCACAACCAACAACAUCGUGGCUGAAGAGACCCGCUGUAUUCGAGCCCCCAUCAAACCACUCUCUCCCAGUAAGACGUGAUGGGCACACGAGAAUUGGGUUGAGAGUUCAUUCCGUACGGCCUGGUAUCUCGAGACCCA
Messenger RNA from Diaporthe batatas, 3030 nucleotides. RefSeq names its product GPI-anchor transamidase subunit GAB1. The record is from RefSeq and is a predicted model, not a curated record. Gene Ontology annotation, cellular component: membrane; GPI-anchor transamidase complex. The coding region runs from base 1 to 1401 and encodes 466 amino acids. Gene Ontology annotation, biological process: attachment of GPI anchor to protein; protein localization to cell surface. Lineage: Eukaryota; Fungi; Ascomycota; Sordariomycetes; Diaporthales; Diaporthaceae. The transcript has 4 exons.